AGCACUCCUCUCUGAUCACGCCCUAAGAGGGCUAGACAUUGAAAGAUUCAAAGCAUUUGCAAUAGAUGAGAUGUCCAUCUUCGAAAGAUGGCCACAGUCUACGUUGUCGUCCCUCCGAGUAACCGCAUAUACAUGUUAUCUUUUCCAGUGUUUUUUGUUGUUGUUGUUGUUGUUGUUGUUGUUGUUGUUGUUGCGUAGGGGUCGCAAAGUUCACAAAUAUUUUUCUCGCUGCCCUCAGCUAAGAAGUGUCAAUAUAUCUGUGCUCGAUGAAACGGAAAGUUCUUUUACAAAAUAGCCCAAAGAAAAUAUGCUCGCGGAUUGGUUUAAAAUCAUGUUCCUAUUAACAAUUAGAUUACGAGCUCGAGAUUUCUAUGAGCUGAUAGUUGAUGAGGAUCAACUAUCACCUCCUCGAGAUGCGCGCGCAGCCGGCUUAUGUCCUCCAGCCAUGACCUGAUUUCCCAGUUAAGGUCCACGGAGACGGUUAUCUCUCAGUAUUGCCAUAUAGUUUCGCCAUUACACGACUUUUUAGGAGAUAAAACGAGCUAUAUCUCUUAGUAAGUUUGCUUGAUAAAGAAAUUAAGUUCUUACUGUGACGUGUAAAUAAUGAACUCAUUUUGGGCGUGUCAUAGUGUUCGAAAUCCUUGGCAGACAGGUUUCAUCAAAGAAUGCGAAGAGUUUACUUGGCUUUCAUUCUUUUGUUACUGAUCUUUUGCCUCGUUUCUGGAAAAUAUGUAUCCGGAGGUAUCAGCAACGGCCAGAAGUGGGUGCUGGUUUCUGACUUUUCCUUCAUCGAAGAUAUAGGCCAGUUAAAAUAUGAUGUGGAAUAUUCAGUAACGAAUGAAUGUUGUCCAAGCCUCGCUUAUUACUCGCACAACUCUUAUGAAUCUGCUUCCUCUAAUGACGACAUGGAUUGUUCUUCCAAGCUGUCUUAUGCUGAAGAUGUGCUUACAUUCCAAAAUGUACUGCUUAACGUUUCAAGCAACACUGGAAACUUUUCCAUGCAGUGUUCUUCAAGCAACGACACUAAUCUUCGGAAAUGCUCAGGAAAACUUCGGCUCCAAUCGACACGCGAUCGAUGGUGGUUCUUCGUGUUAAGCCAUUGCAGUAGUACGAACGGUUUAGACAUUUCCUACGAGUUAACUUUCACGAACGGAGACUCGUGGGAGAGACACUUACCGGCUGAAGAAAUGCAUAGUCUCGAAUAUAAAGCAGUGCCCCUGGCAGGCAAUAUUUUGCUAUUUGUAGUCGGUUUAAUUUUCGCACGCCAGCUUCUUGACCAAGGUAAGCUCCAUCGGGCGUACAAGCUUUUUAUGAUGACUCUAAGCUGCGAAAUAGCCGCUCAGGUGUUUGACUAUAUUUACUACACACAUUACGUUGGCAAUGGAAUGCCACGUCAUCCUUUACAGACCGGUGCUGAACUGUUUCAUUCCAUAAGCGAAGUUAUCUUUGUUGUUCUACUCAUUCUGUUAGCAAACGGCUGGAUAAUAACCACAGGUCAUUUCGACCGCGAGAAGCAAGUAAGACUCAAGGUUUUCCUUUGGCUCUACAUCUUAACCUACGAAAUUCUAUUCGUUUUCAAAACGUUCUUUGAUUCGGAAGUAUCACACAUCCCGUAUGAAAGCUAUCUAGAUAUUGCUGUUCGUAGUUUGAGAACAUUAGCUUGGGCUUGUUUUAUUUAUGGAACUUCGUUUUCAAUCAAAAGGCAUCCCGAGAAGAGAAAGUUCUACAAUUACUUCCAGCAGUUUUAUUCUGUGUGGUUCCUUUUUCCACCACUUUCUGCCCUAACGUUCUCCACGUUGUUUGACGAAUUGCACCAACUAAAAUAUUUACGACUCGUUCGCCUGCUGAAUCCUUUGAUAUGUUUCCUGGGAUUCGUUGGGCUUCUUUUUAUCAUGCGACCAAGCAAAGUCAAUACCAACUUUCCCUUUCAUAUACGCGGGAACGAAGUGGACGUAGUGGAAACUCAAGAGCCGUCCACUUUUCAACAUGCAGAUGCUUUCAUGGAUCUAGGCAACCAGUAUGCUACUCUGGACAGCGAUCAAACUAAAGUGCAAACUCGAGAAAGGGCUGAUAAAGCUGGUCUUGGCUUUCGUUUCUAAUUAAAUUAAUUGCAAACGCAUGCUUCCUCUUUUUCCGUU
Messenger RNA from Orbicella faveolata, 2138 nucleotides. RefSeq names its product transmembrane protein 145-like. NCBI's taxonomy places the organism in Eukaryota, Metazoa, Cnidaria, Anthozoa, Scleractinia, Merulinidae. Gene Ontology annotation, biological process: G protein-coupled receptor signaling pathway; response to pheromone. The record is from RefSeq and is a predicted model, not a curated record.